This is a messenger RNA of Colletotrichum lupini, 2598 nucleotides long. Its product is annotated as pentatricopeptide repeat domain-containing protein. The transcript is spliced from 3 exons. Lineage: Eukaryota; Fungi; Ascomycota; Sordariomycetes; Glomerellales; Glomerellaceae. The record is from RefSeq and is a predicted model, not a curated record. Gene Ontology annotation, molecular function: protein binding. Bases 1 to 2598 code for a protein of 865 amino acids.
AUGAUUCGCGACGCGCAGAUGCAGCUUCCUCUCUUGCUUGAAGCGCCCAUUUUCUUCGCUUUCUCCUUUAUGUUGACCAACUUCGCCUCUCCUUAUUCAUGCCAGUCAACUUUGGGCUCUUCUGCCCCGCCGCCAUGGGCGAUUCGACAUAGCUCCCGUAUUGCUCAACUAGGAGUCAAGCCUCGACCAGGUGCUCAGAACGCACAGCGCAAAUCUUCUCCGACGCCCUCCACCCAAACCGAUGCCGAUCCGAGCAGAGCAGCCGCCGACCUUCUCAAGGAACUAAUGCAAAAAAGAACCGACGAGCCUAUUAUAAAGUUCUUCGAGAAGGGUGAAUCCGGCCAGAUUGAGCGGCUGGGGGACGAGGAUGCUUUCAAAGAAUCUAUGGGUGGCGUAGACGAUCUGAAGAAGGAACUGAACCAGACUUUUGCGGCUGAUAUGCGGCGCACGCUCUCUCGUUUUCAGAAUGAGGGCGGCUUGGGUGCUUUGGGAAUCAACGAUGUCGACUCGAUUGCGAAAGAUUUCGAAGACAAGCUCGGGAAUGCCAGGAACCCCGAAGACACAUUGGAGAGCUUGAACGCAUACAUCAAAGACUUAGAAAGCCAAUUCGAGGCAAGAGGAUUCGAUGUCAGUCAAUUCGAUUACAAGAACCACGCGGCAACACUGGGCGUCAUACAGGCGACUGCUCGCGUGGACCCCUCACAACGGAAGAAGCAACCCCCAAUUCCGCAGAUCCCCGAGAAAGUGUGGAGCUUCAACCAGCGAAAACGGAUAGUACGAUUGAACACGCUCCUCUCCCGAACGACUAAAGAGAUGCGACGAGGUGAGGAUGUUACGGCAAAGACUGCCCAGACGGUGUGGAAGACGUACGGCGCGGCGAGGCAAUCUCUAGCCAAGGCUUGGGCGCAUGUUCCUCAAGACGUUUGGAACCUUCUGUGGGACAUUCUGUCGCUUGACGAUGCGAAAAACCCAAGCCGUCUCACAUAUCUUUCGCUGCUAGCAAGAGACAUGAGCGAGGCGAAGGUUGCUUUGAGCCCUUCGCAACAGCUUGUCACAGUCGAAGCCAUGUUCGUGGACGGAUGGGAGGCCAAGGCCAUCGAUAACUGGAAGCGAUGUAUGUCCACCCUCGGCGACAGUGGCGCAGAUACCUUCAAGGAGUUUUGGGAGCUUGGAGUGCGCAUGUUCUGCCAACAAGGUGAUCUUGUGCAGGGAGAACGCGCGGUGAACAAGCUUCUCGAGCGCCAACUCGAUCCACGCAUUCUGUUGCCGUACAUUAGGAGUUGUGCAACAAAUCCGAACGCGGAGCCAAGGAUAAAGGCCUGGGACGCAUACCGUCGAAUGAGGGACCUUCUUGGCUCUUCAAUGGGGCUCGAGGACUACGACCAGGUGAUCUCUUUCUUCCUAACGACUGGACAAACGGAAUACGCUUUGCAAGCCUUCGUCGAUAUGAUGAGCUCUAGUACGGUCGAGCUGAGUGGACGAGACCGAUUGCCUUCUCAAAUCGGCAACAAAUUCUUUUUCGGAAAAUGGCUGAAGCGACUUAUCGGUGCUGGAGACCUCGAUGGAGCGCAUAGCGUCUUCGAAUUCAUGCGGUUUAAGGGCAUCGAAGCGGCCAGCAUUCAGGUGAAUGGGCUUAUUGGUGCCUGGCAAAGGUCAGGUGGCGCCGACAAUUUGGAGAAGGCGGACAAGUUGGCAUGGCAAAUGAUCGAUGCUCGCGUGGAGUUUGUCGAGAAUCGUCGUCGACUUUCAACCAUGGAAGGGCCGGUUCGUACAGUCGAAGUGUCUGUGAAAUCUCAUACAGCUGCCAUGCCCAAGGCCACGCUCGAAACGUUUUCCCUACUUGCGGAGAAUUAUCGCCUUCGAAGUCUUCAUGCCGACUUAGCGAAGUUAUGGGACGCUUUCAGAGAAGCAGAAAUCAGCCCGGACGCCUUCAUGAUGAACCAGUUGCUGGAGUCCCACUCACAGAACGGCAACAUCUCUGAGGCACGCCAGCUGUACCAGACUCUCGUGUAUGACCGUCAGGUCAAACCUGAUCCCUACACGUUCAUGGCAUUGUGGAAGAUGCUUGGUGCCAAUCGUCUGCACAAUAUUGCAGGCGACGAGCUCGUCAACGAAACCAGAAUUACACGCGAGACUUUUGCAGAAAUGGUUCGCUUCGCGUCUGUGUUCAAACCAGACGGUCUCGACGGGCAAAUCGCGAGGAAGAUCCUCCACACAUUCCGCCGACUAAAGGACAAAAUCGGCAUCGUCGUUGCCCUCCAGGCUUUUAAGGCUGUCUUCGACUUCACUCCGCCCGAGGUGUUGGCCCUCGAGAUGAUGAUGGAGACUACAAGUCUUGCCUGGGAGACAACGCAGGCGCGACAGAAGCUUCGCCUCAUUAAGCGCAAGAUUGACUCGCACGUCGAAACCCGACAGAAGUCCAUUGGAGGAACUCUGACUCUAGACGAGAUGUCGCUCAAGCAGCGUGGCGAGGAGUACUCGUCUUACUUGCAGACGGCGUACAUGCAAGAAGCUGGUGAGCUGGCCAAGGGCCAGGUGUCGAUGGUGGCCAAGGAGAUGGGCGUGUACGAUAUAUUGGCACGCAAAGGCAGGGGCUAG